GUUUUUUCUUUGGAUUUGCGAUGAGUUGAUGUUUUGAGUUUUUGUUGAUUUAUGAUUGAUUGAUUGAUGUUCUUGUGGACUUUGUGGGUUAUUGAGUAUUGAAUAUUGGAUUUUGUUGGAUUUGGAUUGGUGUUUCAACUGCUCUGUAAUUACAAGAACUGAAGCAAAGCCUGAUAUAACUUUGGGUCUUUCAAUUGUUUGUUUGAGAUUCUUUGAUUCUUGAAAUCAUUCAAGAUGUCUACAUAUUAUCCUCCUCCUCCUGGAGGUAAUGGAGCUCCUGCUCCCGCUCCCCAACAACAACAAUAUGCACCUCCACCGACCUCUCCUCCUCCAAACCAGACAUCAUUCCAAUACGCUGCUCCGCCAACCUCUCCACCACCAAAUCAAACCUCAUUCCAAUACCCUGCUCCACCUGUUUCUCCUCCAGCUCAAUCCUCGCAUGCCUACUACCCUCCUCCCCCUUCUACCUCCACAACAAGCUAUACCCCUCCUCCAAACCCUCAACCUACUCCUCCCCAACAACAACAACAGUAUGCGCCUCCCACAAAUUUCUCUCAUCGUCCCUCAUAUUCCGGCGGCCAACAUACUCUUCCCAUCCAUACACCACCACCCCAACAAUCCCAAGCCUACGCCUCUUCCUACGCCGUUUCUCCCCAGGAAACUCAUCACCCCAACUUUACACAACCGAGCUCCAACCCCACUACGAAUACAUCAGAUUAUCCGCCCGAAAAACCAGCGCUCAAUACGAGUCUCACGACGAAUUUGGAUCAUGGAGCGCCCAGCGCAGCACAUUUCGUAGGAGCAAGUACCACGCAAGAUGAUGUGGGAACAUUCAAUGGGGGAAGUUAUCGUGUUAGUCAUAGAGAUACGAAUAGUAUUGUGACGAUUCAAUUAGCGAUGGGAUGUCCAUUGACUGCUAAACCUGGCGCAAUGAUCGCAAUGACCCCCACCAUAACCCUCAAAGGCGCCAUCAAAUUCUCCAUGAAAAAAUUAGUUAUCGGAGGCGAAUUGGCCCAUUCGACGUUUACCGGUCCGGGAGAACUUCUCCUUGCUCCCUCGGCUCUAGGUGAUAUCACGAAUAUUCGACUCACGGGCAAUGAACAGUGGAGUGUGGGACGGGAUGCGUAUUUAGCUUCCACACAAGGUGUUAUUAAAGAGUAUAAGAGACAGGGAAUUGGAAAAGCGAUGUUCAGUGGAGAGGGCCUGUUUGUUUAUAAAAUUAGUGGAGUGGGUUUGUUGUGGAUUAGUAGUUUGGGCGCGAUUAUUAGGAAGGAUUUACAAGAAGGCGAACGAUACAUAGUGGAUAAUGGACAUCUCGUCGCUUGGAACACUAAAUACGUAUUGGAGCGCGUGGCUUCGGGAGGAAUCAUUAGUGGAUUGAGUAGCGGAGAGGGAUUGGUAUGUAAGUUUACGGGACCGGGGACAGUUUUUAUUCAGACGAGAAAUCCGGCCGCGUUUGGUCAGUGGAUUGCGGCGCAUUCGGGUGCUUGAAUAGGGAGAGGAUAAGUAGGGGUGUGGUAUGGGCAAGAAGGGAAGGGAAGUAAUUGUGGAUUUCGAAGGUUUUCUGUGCGUUUGGAGAGUUUCGAAAGCCUGAGGGCAUACUGUUUGAUUUGGUUCGAUUUUAUUUUUAUUCUAUUUGAUGAUACCUUGUCCUUCGUUUUUGACGACUUUUAUUUUACGAAUACUAUUGGGGAGCUGUCCCUCGAAUAACAAAAAGCAACAUGAUAUUUGUGUAUAUUCAUCUUUCUCUGAAGUAGAUCUAGGUGAUGAAGAUAUGUGAAAACAUGUGUCU
Botrytis byssoidea is the source of this 1792-nucleotide messenger RNA. RefSeq lists its product as uncharacterized. The record is from RefSeq and is a predicted model, not a curated record. The coding region runs from base 235 to 1491 and encodes 418 amino acids. The transcript is spliced from 6 exons. Lineage: Eukaryota; Fungi; Ascomycota; Leotiomycetes; Helotiales; Sclerotiniaceae.